GCUGGUGGCUCUAGAGCUUCCUUUCCCUUUGCCUGUGGAACUGCAGCUGUGCUGUCCGGUGUCCAGCCACUUCCCAAGGGCCUGAAUCAACUCUUACCACCAGCCAUGGCCCUGGGGUUGAUGUCAGGGUCAACCUGAACUGUUCCUGCAUUGCCUCAAGAGAGCAGGAACCUCUACACCUGCUCCUGCCAGCACUGACAGCUUCCUGGCACUAAAGGGCAGGCCCCAGCUCCAAGCUGAGCCCAGUGUGGGGGCCUGGGCCCAGCUGGACACUGCCCAUCUCCCAUUGUAAAACAGCAGCUGGGGGAAGUUUUAUAAAUGGUGAGGCAGACGUGGUUUCUGUGUGUCCUAGCAGAUGAACUGGGGGAGAAAAGGCUUGAGAGGGGAGAGACUGAACCAGGUGCUUUUCCCUGAAGCUGCAGUCCACUGGUGGCUUGUGGCAGCAGCAGGCAGUGGCUGAUGUGAGCCACAGCCCUGCCUGGGGUGGGGAAGGGAAGCUGCCCCCCGCCCCCAGCAGCACUGCCAUGGGGUACCUGCCUCCUGCCCAGGGUUGUGCUCUCCUGCAGGAGGACAGAAGAAAAAUGGUGUACGUCUCCUGGGCUACACUGCCUCAGGUAGGUGGAUGCUCUGUAGCUUCCUGCUUCAGGGCUGGGGGUGGAGAGAUGCCUGGGACAGCCUUCCUGGGUGGCACAGAGGGCUGUGCUCAAGCCCUUUCCCACCAACGUGAGGUGUCUGAUGUGAAGAGGAGCUCCAGUGGCAACUGUAGUGGGGCUAGUGCAGAGAAAGCUAAGGGAGCACUCAGGGUGUGUCCUGGGAUGUAAAGUCACAGGGGCAGCUGAGAUGGUGGUGGCUGCUUGCCAGGAACCUGGGUGGCAGAGAGCCCAGGCUGUCUCCCCUGCCCUGAAGGCUGGCACAUAGCCAGGGACAAGUGCUCAUCCAGCAGCACAACGUUGCAGAGGUGCCUGGACUCCUCAGCCUGCAGGAGGUGGCCAAUGCAAGCACAAUGGAGCAGUCUGGAGUGGUGUGAGAGCAGUGAAAACCCCGUGGCAAGAGAACAGAAGGCCCCACACUGGUGACAAGAGCUUGUUCUUCACACACUGGCAGCACCUCGCUGUGAAGGUGAUGAGCAUCAUUGGCCUGGAGGGUAACAGGGUGUGUUGUGACAGCACAUCUGGCUGAGGGGGGGCAGCCCCAGCAUCUUUUGUGGUCCUUGGCACCUGCAGGUUACCAAGAGGACUUAGGUGAACAUCUACCAUGUGUUGUCCAGCGGCUCUAACUCCCUCCUUCUAUCAGCUGCCUCAGGCACAGGCACUCUCUCAAGCUGUGAAAUAAAUGGAGUUUUUUUGCUGUGCACUAAAGCACCAAGCUUACUCUCCUUGCAGGGUGCCAGGCACUAGGAAAUGCCCCCUGGGCACCCAGAGUCCCUGUGCUGGGUUGUGUGGUGCUGAGCACAGAGGCUCCUCAAUUCUGUCCAUGACUGGCUGUCACUGGGAAGAAUCUCAGUCUCUGGGGCAUCAAGUGGAGACAAUAACCCCAGAAAGGCUCAGCACCCCAGGCCAGCUGUCUCUAGGAGAGCAAACCUUUGUGGGGGACAAGUCUCCUCUGGGAAGAAAAGGGGCUCAUCGGGGAGAGGGGUCACUGACACCCCACUCCUCUUAAAGGGUUCUCUUGGGUUCAGGGGGUCCUGUGGCUCUAACCUGCCUCUGCCAGGAACCUACUGCAGGCCUGGGCAUGGCACACUGUUCACUACCUUGGUCCUGGUGUCUCCAGUGUAUUUUCUUGGCUUAUCAGCUCCUUCUCCUAGCACCCAGGUCAGUCAUCAGUGAUGCUGGAGAGCAGCUCCCAGUCAGGCAGACUUGACACAGGAUGUUCUGCAGGGCUGGCAGGAGCUGGGCAGAUGCGUGCCCCACAGGGAGAUCCCUGCUGCCUUUGUCACUGCCCCCUCCUGAGCGGCAGGUUUGCUUUAAAGACCCUGGCUUCCUUUUAUUACUUCCCCUCUCAAAUUUCAACUGGUUGCAAGCGCUAUUUUUAGCAGCCUGCCUUCUAAAAAUAGCCCUGAGCUGUUUGGAGUUGCGUCACAAGAGGUAAUUCUCGCCCGUGAGUGGCUUGGCCUCUGCACCCCAGGAGGGUACAAAAGGAGGCCAGGAGCAGCAGGGUCAGUAGGUUCAGCCACAGCCGGAGGCGAAGGAGCCAGCGGUUCCCUGCCAGCGGUUCCCUGCCAGCUCCAAGCCAUCCCAGCCCCGGCAGCAUGACCAUCUUCUGCAGCCACUGCCACCGGCCACUGCAGGCAGAGAUGAGCUGCCUGCCCGCGAGGGCCAAGCAGGCGCCCAGCGCCCCGAGGCCAUUCAGGUCAACCAAGAGCGCUUCCAAGGCUCGCCGAGACCAGAUCAAUGCGGAGCUGCAGGCGCUGCGCUCCCUGCUGCCCAUCUCUGCGCAGGAAAAGGAGCGGCUCUCCUACCUGCACACCAUGGCCCUGGUGUGCCUCCGGCUGCGGGGGGCUCAGCUGUUCCCUCCAGGCUUGGCUCCUCCUACGGGACCGGCCCUUGGCACAGAACUACUCUCCCUGCUCCCGGGGUUUCUGCUUGUGCUCUCAGCAGACAGCAAACUGGUCUACAUCUCAGAGAAUGUGGUUCAGGUCCUGGGCCUCUCCGUGGUGGAGCUGCUCGCCCAGGGGGACACCGUCUUUGACAUCCUGGAUGGGCGAGUGGGAGAGGAUGUGCACAAGAAGCUCCUCCUUGCCCGGGAGGAGCCUGGCAGGGAAGUCACUUUUGUCAGCGAGAUGCGCACAUCCAAGGCCUUCCGGCUGCAGCACGGGGGCAAUCGGGUCGUGGCAGUGUGCGGGCGCUUUGUGGCUCUGCGCUGGCCACCCUCCCCCUCCACCACAGCCUUCCUGGCUCUCUGCACACCCCUUGUGCAGUCACCCACAGAUGGCGAAGCUGCUUCCCAGGAUGACAUAUUCCAGAGCAUGCAUCUCCUGGACAUGACGUUUAUUGAUGUCACGGAGAGUGUCACCUACCACCUAGGCUACCACCGGGAGGAGCUGAUCGGUCAGUCGUGGUACAGUCUCCUGCACCCUGAGGAUGCUGACCUGGCAGCUGCCCAGCACAGGGCCGUGGCGCUGGGGGCCGGGGCCGGGCCCGGGCCGGCAGCGGGGACCUCCGUGCUGCGAGUGCUGCGCAAGGACCGCGCCUGGAGCUGGCUGCGCGUGUGGGCGCGGCGGGACGGCGGCUGCAUCACCUGCACCUGCCGCUGCCUCAGGGAGGAGGAGGCGGCCCACCUGCGCGCCCGGCAGCCCCGCGCCGCCGCCCCGCCCGCGGGCCGGGAUCUCGGCCGGCUGGCCGAGCAGCUCCGCGCCCUGGCCGACAGCCUCUCGCCGCCCGCCGCCGCCGCGCCCUGCCGCUGGCCUCGUCCCGAAGAAGCCGAGGACGAUGCCUCUGUCUGCCUUGGGAACUCUCUGCUGCAUCACCCUGCCCAGUUCCUUCGGUUUCCUUUCGAACAGAAAAUAGGGUACAACAUUCCAAGUGUGCUCUCACAGGUGUCGAAUGUUCAGAGGUGCUGACACCCCUUGGUCCGCUGGUUGUAUCUGUCCUAAUGCAGGCCGCUGCGUGUAACCACAUGUCAGCCUGCUGGUCACUUCUGACAGCUGCAGCUGAUCCAGUUGGAGGCCAUGGCAAACCUUCGUUCCGUACACUUGGGGCUCGUAUAUGAGAAACUUAGUCUGGGCUGCGAUAAAUCCGGCAUCAGGACGGCUCAGUCCAGCAGCGCAAAGGGAUCCACAUCUUGCACUUAAAAACACUUACUGACUACUUAGCUGUAUAUUGUCAGGGCCUUUAUGUACGUGACCCACUCCUCAGAAAGGAAGGAUUUUUGCUUAAAAAAAAAAAAAAAAAAGGAAAAAAAAUACAAUAAACGCCGCUCCCCCACGUGACUGCCUCUGCCUGCGUGCUUCGCUUCC
This is a messenger RNA of Haemorhous mexicanus (house finch), 3955 nucleotides long. It is a transcript of the gene NPAS4, whose product is annotated as neuronal PAS domain protein 4. The transcript has 8 exons. Gene Ontology annotation, molecular function: DNA-binding transcription factor activity, RNA polymerase II-specific; protein dimerization activity; RNA polymerase II transcription regulatory region sequence-specific DNA binding. Gene Ontology annotation, biological process: regulation of transcription by RNA polymerase II. The record is from RefSeq and is a predicted model, not a curated record. NCBI's taxonomy places the organism in Eukaryota, Metazoa, Chordata, Aves, Passeriformes, Fringillidae. The coding region runs from base 2249 to 3559 and encodes 436 amino acids.